AUGUGGGAUGUAAACCGAGGUGAGGGUCACAGUGACUGAUAUGGGUGUUCCUGCAAAUUAGAGAUGUUACAAUGCCUUGACAUCACUUUGGACAUGUCCACAUGUUAUGGUGUUAAUUGGAAUUAAAAUGAAUUAUAUUGAGGUUUUUACCAUAUGCCAAUUAAAUAAAACAAAUCGGUCAAUUUGGCUCGAUGUAUCCUCACGUACCGCUUCUAAUAAAUGUGGCAUCUAUAAGCUACCAAUGAACAUAAAAAGAAAAAAAAUAGAAACAUAGAAUGUGACGGCAGAUAAGAACCAUUCGGCUCAUCUAGUCUGCCAAAAAAAACACGUCAUUGAAGUAUUCUUUCAUUUGGUCACAAAAGGGCCUUUUUUGUGACCAAAUGGGAUUCUUUUGUGACCAAAAGGGACCAAAAAACUAUAUUUUUAAGGGCCUCUUUUUACAUAUACUUAUUGGGGUUUCCAUACUGUUAGAAAAGUUUCCUUCUGAAGUCACCAUUAAAGUCUAUGGGAAUGUUUGUAGAUAAAUCAUUUAUAUUAUUUUUCUCACAGUACUGAAUGAUUUUGAAAGCUUAUUACGGUAAAUUGAGGCUUUGUUAUUACAGGCAUGCUGGUAAAGGAGAGGGAUGAUAUAUGUUUGAUUUUGGGUGAUGCACUGACAAUCUCUGUGCCCAAGAUGCCCACAGCUAGCUGGAAAUCUUAUCUGAAUUUUAUAAAAACUGCUGAAGAGAUUAAAAAAUAAUCAACACAUGGUUUUUAGAAGAUAAAUAAUGGUGCAAAGACUUUCUGAUGACAGAGAUAGAUUUUAAAGAUGAUAUUGUGUGCUCAAGGGUUAAACGUUGUGUAAACCACAUUAAUUUGUAUUUUUUUUGCCAAUCCUCCCCAUUGGGAACAUGUUUGUUGAUUGUUAUCAUAUAUUAUGCAGCUUUCAGCUAAUUAGUUGCGCAUGAUGCAAUUAUCCACUUGCUGUUAAACUUGUCUAUGCAUUAUUAUUUUUUUUCUAAUAAUUCUUCUUGUAUUGCCUAUUUAUAAAGCUCCAGCAAUGUCUGCUUCGUAGGAUGUGCAAAGUCUGAUUUAGGUUUUGUUUUGACUAAUUGACUCAUUUUAUAAUUGCAUUCCCUUUUGCCAUUGUUAGCAUCCAUUAGAGUAUUUGUGAACAACUAAGAUAAAAAUGGGUAAUGACGUACUGCAAGGUCUGGAUCUGUAAUAAAAGGGCUUUAAUAACUAUUUAUUUAAAAAGUUAGGACAAAAUAGACAUUUGCGUAUAGACUGUUGUUCAGUGGUAAUUCAAAUAAAAUGAUAUAAAGAUAGAGAUUAUAUUCAAUAUUCAGAAUUUACGUAAUUUCCUUUACAAGAGGUAAAUAACAAAGAAGUAAUUACAGUCAGAAAAGUUAGCAAAGACAAACAAAUGUCAAUUUUCUUAUUUGAUGCAAAUUUGAGACAUUCAAAUACUGAUGCUUGUUUCUGAAGGAUCUGUUAUUUUAAGGAAUGUUAAUUCCCAAAAUACCAUCAGAAUUUAAACAUUGUUACUGUAUUUGGAAAUAAUGCCCAUUUAUAGUAAAUACAAAAUCCAGAAAUCAUGAUUUCAAAUGGUACUACAGGAUACUUGUGCAGGCUGCAUAUAUAGCCUGAUGUAUUCUUGAAUAACAUUCUCCCUCCUUCCUUGUCUGCUGUUCACCAGUCAGCACUAAGGAGAUUUGAUCUAAACAGGCCCCUACACAGUGCAGAAGAGUGUGACUUAAAGGGACACUCCAGACUCCUAAAGCACUUUAGCUUGCUGAAAAGAUUUAUGUGUGAAGAGUGUCCUAUUUUUUCAUUUUGGAAAAAGUGCAGAUUCCAAUAGAAAUUGACACUUUAAUAAAUUAUACUGCUUGCAAAGACUUCUCAUUGAGCUGCAUUGGGAAGUCUGUGAUUGGACAGCCACUGAAAGUCUGGGUGGGGUUAGAAGAGGAGGGCUUGCAGAGGUAGCAGACAAGAGAUCUGCAGUUUUUUGCAAGCUAUUUUUAGAUAUGACUAUAAUGAAAAAUACAUACUUAAACGCAUGCAAGUUUUCAUUUGGAGUGUAUCUACUAAACAGUGAUUUUUAUGAAUUUUGUACUUGGGCAGUGGAGUGUCUCUUUAAAUUAAAAUCCCCAAGUUCCUGUUUGUUCUUUCAACACUUGGUAUCACACAGCAGAUACAAUCACUAAGUCACCUACUGUAAUGGACUCAUGUGCUCUACUCGGUUGCACUUCAAUGACUCUUUAAAAAGAAUCAAAUUUCUACAUGUGUAUAGAAAGUCAGUUAUUCACUAAGUAUCACCUUAUUCUCUAAAGCGCUCCGUGCUAGGCCUCUUGUUUAAGGCCAGAAGAUCUAAUGGGCUUCUCCUGUUGUACCAGAUAAGCCGUCAUCACUAGCCAAAGAGUAAAUUCCAACGAUCCCACCAUUCACAAACCUCGUGUGCAGUGAGGUUUUUGCCAGAAAUAAUGAAGAGUCCCAAUCUGGCCAUCUCCAAACUUGUAGGGUCAUGGCAGCUAGCCAAUUGAGUGGUAACAGCAAAGAAUGGUACAAAUGUUCAUAAAUCUCAUGACAACUUAGGUCCCCCGUGUGGGAAGAGGGAAGUUUACUAGCCUUUUAUUACAAGAAGAAAACAGCCACAUUAAUGCAAAAAUAGCAAAUUUAAAAAAUAUCAUUAUCUGCCCAUGGAAAGGGGUUCUGUAAAUGUGUUCUCUAAUCAAAAAAUGAGCACCAAAAAAUAAUAAAAUAAACCAAUCAGGAACCAGUAUUUGUGCCAUUAAUGAUCAACGCUGUGAGGAAACCAGUGACUUAGUUUGGUGUUUUGAGUAGCCUGUGAGAAUAUUUUGAUUGAAUUUGAUGCCAUCCUCCACGUUUCAGUAACAUGCCAUUAAAUGCUUGUUAUUUCUCUUUCAUUUCUAGUGCCUUCCUUCUGGGGAUUGGUAAAUUCUGCCUGGAAUCUCUGUGCGGUUGGAAAGAGACAGUCUCCGGUCAACAUAGAAACCAGCCAUAUGAUCUUCGACCCCUUCUUAACGCCUUUGCGCAUCAACACAGGUGGACGUAAGGUAAGAAUUUCUUUGCACCCUUUCUUAUUCUCCUGUAAUGCUGGAGAAGUUGUGUUUCUGUGUAAAUUCAUCGCAACUAGUGUUUUUAUACAUUGUUUAUAUAUAGAUACUGCUACUUUACGCCAGCCAUAAGUACUGGUGGCAUUCUCGCAUGAGCAUCUGUCCAAAACAUUUGCAUUAAUUGGCGUCAGUUUCUUCCAUUUAUAAACAGGAGACCGUGCAGAAACCAGCAAUAAAUAAAACAUUGACUAUAAAGUACAUAUAUUAUUCACUUGUGAAUUUCUAGAAAAUUAAUACUAAAUAGCACGUCGUGGUGGGUUACUGUGCUUCGAGCACUCUAUUAAAAGGAUACUAUAGUCACCAAAACAACUUUAGCCCUUGCCACACCUUCCCUGGCUGUGACUAACACAGCCUGCAUUAAAAAAUAUAUUGUUUCAAUUUCAAUCAGAUGUUAACUUAAUUUAGAAGUUUUUAUCUUCUGCUCUGUAAAUUGAAGAGAACAGGAGAUAAAAUAAAUAAUCUAGAUUAAACAGGCUUUGCAAUAAGGAAGUGUACAUUUUAGAUCUUUCUUUUCAGGAAUUGUUAGGAAGGUCUUGGACUACGGCUUUAUAAAAGGGCAGAAUAGAUGGGCCGAAUGGUUCUUAUCUGCCGUCACAUUCUAUGUUUCUGUGUUUCUAUAAAAAGUAAUGUAUCUCCUAAAUGGCAGAGAAUCAAGCAGUGAGACUACAGGGGUAUGAUCUAUACACCAAAACUGCAUAAUUGAGCUAAAGUUUUGGUGCCUAUCAUAUGUUUAUAGUGUAUGAAUCCCUUCAUUGAAAAUAAGUCUGUUAGCAAUAUGAAAGGGUUUGGGCACAGCUAGCCCAAUAACUAACCACAGGAAGCCCUUUCACUGGCAGGAUGAGGAACUGUGAUUCACAGAGAAUUAAAGGUCCCACUUAUAAAUUUACCUUAAAGAUCAACGCAUUGAAAACUUUAUCAAUACGAUAGUACAUUUUUAAGAAAUUAAAUUAAAAGGUAAUCCUGUGUUAGAAAUAUUUUUCUAUAAACCUUUAAAUCUGACAUUUCAUUAAAAAUUCUAGUCCGUAUCUGGUAACAUAGUAACAGAAAAUCAGAUUAGCAUGCUCCCUCCAUCUGUGCAGAUUUAUGAUUCCUAAAACAAAAAGCUACAGUUGAAAGGGGUGGAACUGGCAAUCAAAAAAUCAAAUACAAAGUAUCCCUUGAUUAUACACCCAGUGGCUAUUGUACUAAUAUUAUGAUCUUAUGUGUUUGGUAAUUAAUACAAAAUGAAUAUAAUUAUGCAUUUUAUCCAUUUUCUAAAUGAAUGCUUAAUAAGUCUCUUAGUGUAACCUGUUUUAAGAAUGACUGGUAAGAGCUAGAGACAGUUUUAAAGCCUUUUACAACGUAUGAAAUAGUUUUCAGAACAAAAAACGGAGAUCUGGAAAGUGGUUUUGGUUGAUACAUAAAAGUAAAUUGUGUAUAUACAAUGUGCUGUCCUUUACGUGUUUCAAAGUCUGGGUUUUGAUAGUUCGAACACUGACAGUCUCCUUGACCGUCUCAGCCAAUCCAAUGCUUUUCUAUGGGAAAGCAUUGUGAUCGGCUGAGGUCAUAACUUCUGAUGAUGUCAGCCAAGUAGGCAGAUCAGGGGCAGAGCCAGCAGCAGCAGACAUGAAAAAAAGUAAGAUUUUACUAUAUUUAGGGGGCCUAGGAAGGGAAGGGAGCUAGAUGGUGUUUUUAACAAUAUAGUGUCAGAAAUACAUGUUUUUGUUCCUGACCCUAUAGUGUUCAUUUAAUAGGACACUUCAGGCACCAAAGUGACUUGUCCUUUUUAUAGCUUUUGCUCCAAAUAAUUGCUUGUAUUUUCUGCACACUCAAUUUUAUAUAGUUUUUGCAGUAAAUUAAUUAUUUUUCUCCAUUCUGCAUCUUACCUCCUUCCUAACAGUGUGCAGCUUUCUUUCUGUCCUCUCUGCUAACUUGCAGUGUCCAAUAACUAAAUUGUACAAGUUAUUAGGAAGACAGUGAAAUGAUAACGUAGUGCUUAAAAAUCCAUAUAGCAAAUAAACAAAUGAGCAAAAUUCAGCUUAUUAAAGUAUCAAAAUACACGUGAAGAUCAACUCUCAAAACACUCUUAAAGAGCCUGUGCAAAAUAUAUUAAUUUGUGUAUGUCCUUAAUAAAUAUAUUCAAAAAUGUGUUCAAUAUACUUCUGAAAUCUUCUAAAGUGCUUAGUGUACUUUUCAAAGAAUUUUUUUUUGCAAAUCAGCAAACCCAUCAAUUUCAAAUAUAUCAGCCGUGAUUAAAGUGCAAAUGAUGAAAUAAAUAUUUGUGCCAAUAUCAAACUUUUGAAUACUUAGCAGCAGUUUAAAGUUCUUUGGAUGGUAAAUACCUCGAGAAAAUAAAAACAGAAAAAACAAAGCAAUGGUGAAGACUGUUUAUAAAAAAUAUUAGAAACAAAUAUCUCCCCAGUGAAUCCCUUUGGACCUCCACUCACAUUUACUAGAGCCUCACACUUGGCUCUAGUUUAUACGCCUUGGAGUAAUUUUUUGGGGGACUACUUCAUCUUGUCUCAAGUGAUGUCCGCCUCCGUGAAUAAGACAGAUAAAACACAAUGUAGUGCAAUAUAUCCAUACAAUAUGGCAGAGUAGAAAAUUAUAUAAAAAAAUGACCACUCCCGUGAUUAUAGAGCCUUUUAAUAGGCUCUAUUUUAUUCGCAGUGUGCCUACUUGUGAGGGGGACGCCACCCUUAGGAUUUCAAUAGAUGCAAUUUUCCAGAUCCGGAUGUAGGUAAAAAUGUUUUAUUUAAUCCGAUAAUUUCAAAAGUUUACUCCAUUCUUGUAAAAUUAUCAUCAAUCAAUAAACCAAAGUCCACAGGGGAAUCUUACUUCAUAAAAAUGCGUUUCGCCUAAUACAAGGCUUCCUCGGUUCAUCUGUAUGAUCCCGGUGAGUAUUGUCCCUUUUAUACAUUCCGUGUGUGUGGCUUGCUUCUGGUUUCAGUGUGUGUUCCACGCCUCUCUCCCUUUAUAUGGGUAAUGUGUUCCAAGCCUCCAUUUUGUUCUCGGCUGAGCUCUGACUCUUAUUAUUACUAUAACUAUUUACAAAGCUCCUCAACAAUAGUUGGACGGAAAAAAAUAGUUGCAACAAGACACGGACGUACAAGAACACAAUUUAUUGAGGGUUCUGCUCAAACAACCUUCUAUUCAUAUCUAAUUUCUACAAACAGAAAUGGAAGUAGAACUGAUCUAUUAUAGAUGUAGUAUUAAGAUUGUGGAAUUCUUAUGGGUCACUCGACAACAUUGUCCGUGGUUCUGAUUGUUAGCUUCUAAACCAAGCUGCCUUUGAUUUUUAGACACCUUCUCCCAUUGCUGCUCCAUUUGUUUCUGUCACACAUCUAGUAAAUAGACGUACACUGUGUGGGCAUUUUUACUAUGUGUGAUUUUCCCGUACUUAUGAUGAAAUACAAAGUGGAGGGGGUGGAUUAAAUUAAAUCUUAAACUUUUAGUGACAAAGUGUCAGCAUAAAAAUGGUAAUGGAUGUCUGCAUUAUAAAACUAGAAUAUUGCUGUUAAAAUAAAAAUUUUAAUAAUUAGCAAACAGACACAUUUUGGGAUGAAGAUCUGGGCGUUAGAGACAAUUCUGAAUUAUCUUUAUUUUAACCAGCAGCAGUUUUGGGCAUUUAAUAUGUAGAUCAAGCGGUGUACACCACCAGGGUGUAGAGAGUGAGGAAAGCGUAUCGACCAAAGUAUAUUGUUAGGAGAAGAAUAGUUAGCAGUACCUGCUUGUUAACCCUUCCUCUCCCACCAUGACAUCUUCCCAUGUUAAAAGCUCAUCACGAUCUGGCCUUCAAGGCUUGCUUUGAGUCUUGUGAGCAACAGAGAAUCAUUGCCAAAUCAUUAUUAAUUUCUAAUUGGGGAAGACACACCUCCCUGACUGUCACUGGUAUCUGGGUAGAUUGUCUUCUAAUAUCAUUAGUUCUGUGGAGCUAACAGAAGCGGCCGGUGUGCUGGGCUAGCAUGUGUCUGCCUUCCCUGCUUCUCAAUGAGCUGCAUUAUGGCUAACUGACAAGCACAAGAAGAAUGUGAUUAUGUGAUUUUCAAUGCAAUGCCUCUGACUGUAGUAUUUUCCAUCAAUGUGCCUGUAUAUUAGUGACAUAUUAGGAAGCAUUUAGAUUUGGCUAGGAAAUAAGAACUUGACAUUAAUUUGAUAUGUAUCUUCUCUUUUCCCCAGGUGGGAGGUACAAUGUACAAUACAGGAAGGCAUGUGUCACUAAGGCUGGACAAAGAACAUUUAGUAAAUGUAUCCGGGGGGCCACUAACUUAUAGCCAUCGCUUAGAAGAAAUCAGGCUACAUUUUGGGAGUGAAGACGGACAAGGUUCGGAGCAUCUUCUUAAUGGACAAGCUUUUUCAGGAGAGGUAAGGCGACACGUUGUUUGCCAUUAAUGGUGGAUGAAUUCUUAAUCUAUUGUACCUGCUUAUCCAACUCAGGUCUCAUUUUUGAAUUAACCCUAUGUAUAAACCUUGGCUCUAUUACAUCAGGGACCACAAACUCUAUCCACGCCUUCCCGCCCCCCUCCGCCAUGUUAAAAAAAAAUGCAAAAUGAAAGUGUUUAACUUGAAAUGUUUGUAGUUCAACAGAUUAUUAUUAUUAUUAUUAUUAUCAACAUAUUCCGCAGCGCUGAUAAGGCUAUGGGCCAUGAUACCCCUGAAUCUGUCUUCCAUUAAGUCCUGGAUUCCAGUCAGGGACCAUUUAACUAUAAGGUACCUUCUGGUUAGAGAGGGGGCUUGUUAUUAAUCCCCAUAUCUCUGCAAUGAAAGGGACAAUAUAACAAAAACAACCUUCAUAUGAAAUAGGACAAUAUUGUCUCUCAAAUAGAGGUACUUUUGGGUGUAAUGCAGCCCCUGAAAAGGAUGAGUAACUGAGAUCCUCAGACCUUGUAGGUACACUUAUCUUGCUUGGCAAACCCUUGUUUGAAAGAAGACGUGGGCCUCUCACCAACGUGGACUCUAGGAGUAACUGACUCAAAGAUCUAAGUUUUAAUCAGUUAGCGUUAUGUGAUCACUAUUACCACUGCAAUCUCCCCUACAGAGUAUCUACAAAACUACCAUUUUAAAAUAUGCUGGGCAUCUUUUAAAGUAACACUCUAGUGAAACUAAAUUUCAACAAUUUAGUAGACAUGAUUCCAAAGAAAAUAUGUAUUUAUUUAUUUAUUUUUUCUGCAUGCUUUCUUUGUGGGUAUAUGAAAAAAACAACUGAUAAAGGCUGCAGACCUGCAAGGUGUCAAUUUCUUGAAAUUGGCACUUUUAUAAACUGUCCCUGUGAAGGAAUAGCCCCAUCACUUCUCUCGGUUGAUUUUGUGGAUUUAUAUUCCCUUGUAUUCUGACUCGUUUUACUUAGUUCGUGGGAUUUUCCUGUUGGUUCGGGAGUAUGGGCAAUUAAACCCCAGGGUGCGAAUCACAGCCAAGAAAGGCAAUAUCGCUCACCACUUUCUCAGGGGAUAAGGAAUUCAUCCAUUUUUCGAUCAGGGUUUCCAUGUAACUGCCGGAAAACUGUGUGUUUUCUUUCUGCUGCUUAAGCCGGAUGAGGCGUGACCACCCGUGAUGCUUGUUAAGCCCUGUUGACACCUUGUAACGGUUCUCACCGCAGUGUUCUAAUUGUUUGUUUGGGUUUACACUACCGAAGUUGACUGACUGCUACCAUUUUUCUCAUGGAACUAAUUUGGGCAGGAGCCUCGUGUGCGGUCGGCCAAAAAAGUGACUUCCAUGGAACUCCCCAACUACUGAACCGAUCUGGGUGAUUUUUGGAAAUGUUGGUCACCCAGAUCGGGACUAUCCAGGGAUCUAACUUUUGUGGGAUUUUCAUGUAUUUGGGGGGUAUUUUUGGGGUGUCUGUAAAUUAUGUGUUUUUCUGUACUUGAAGAUAAAUGAGUUUGUACAGUUACUGACUCAAUUAUCUCCCAGGUACAAGGGAGGGAUUACCAUGCUGUUUUGUGUAAGAAACCGCUUGCAUGGGCUUUGUCAUAAAAGGCCAUGUGUGGCCCUGAAUAAAACAGUCUUUUCCCAGCAUUAAGCCUUUGCUCAUGUGUGGGGGACUUGCAAAACGGGCAAUAUUUUUACUUCAGGAUUAUUGGCGUUAUUUUAUUUGGGGAAAAGGGAAUCCGUGGCGGUGAUACCUUGCCAGACUGCCACAGUCCCAAAUAUGACAGACUCUAGACACAUAGCAAGCUGAAGUACUGUGUGUGUGUUCCUUUAAUUAAAUGUUUAUGGGUAAGGAUAUAUUGCUAAUAUUUGCUGAAUAAUCACUAUACAUGGCAGAGGAUAUUUACACGUGUAUAAAUUAAAAAUACAAAGAGUUCAAUUAUAUUUUAAGCAGGUUAUUUUUAUGCAAUUUUGUUUUUCUCUCGCCAAAUGGAGCGCGGUGGCGGUUUAAAAACUUGAUUUGAUGUCGGAUUCUAUAAAUGUUUGCAUUGUUUAAAGAGCAUAUUUUAGAAGGAGUGCAAGAAUAUAAAAUGGCUUAUGGUUUAUGGUGAAAUCUUUAUGAUUAUUUUGUCAUCCUAAACAUUUUCUGUAUCUUUUUGCUCUACCAUUUUCUGCAAUAUUUGUUAGAAUUUAAUGAGGAUUAUAAAUAGUGAAAGCCACACGUAGCUAAGUAUCCCCUAGCUGAAAUUGGUAUGUUAUGCGGUUUUUAAAAAUGUAUAUCAGUAACUGGUUAUAGAUAUUGUUCUUUUUCAUUAUGAGUUUGAAUGGCAACAUAAAUCAAAGCAAAAAAUAAAUGCCUGUUUCUACUGGAAGAUUCUAACGUAUUCCCUCUGUUAGUUGUUUUCGAACUGUGAACUAAACUAUAAAACUACACGAAUACAUUGUAAUUCUUUUUUUUGCAUUCUAAGAGACAUUGCUUUGCACAUAAUGGGGUAAUGAAAAGCAAAGUUUGUAUUGUCGUAGAGCAAAGUCUGCUGAUAAAAAAACAACUUCAUUUGAGGGAUACGUCGGAGAACCGGCACUGAUAAUUGUCUUUUACCAAAGACAACAAAGAAAUGCUAAAUUCUCAUCAAAGAAUCGCUACAAAGCUCAGAAAGGCUCAGCAACUAAGGGGUUAAACUAACAGUGGAUCCUGUGUGAUACAGAGACUAGUGUUUCUCCUAUGGAGACACUCACAUUUUGUGCUGUCAUUUAACCCCUUAAGGACCAAACUUCUGGAAUAAAAGGGAAUCAUGACAUGUCACACAUGUCGUGUCCUUAAGGGAUUAAAGUUGUAUUUGAAUUUUUAAUAAUCCCUAUCUGAGUGGACAGGGGGUGAAGAUUUAAUCAUUUGAACACACUGAUUAAGUAAACUAAAAUAUUUUUACUAACAGGGUAAGAUAAUGCAGCCCAUUGUCAUUAUUUAUUUGAGGAAGUGAAGGAGUAGGUAGGUGCAUUGCUUUUUAUCGAUAUUGCAGGAAUAUUAAAGGGCCGGAUUAAAGGACCACCAUAGGCACCCAGACCACUUCAGCUCAAUGAAGUGGUCUGGGUGCCAGGUCCCUCUAGGGUUAACCCUGCCUGCUGUAAACAUAGCAGUUUCACAGAAACUGCUAUGUUUACACAAGGGUUAAUCCAGCCUCAUAGGCGUGCGCAGCCUAUUGCAUUACGGUGUGCACCCUAAAGCACAAGCACACGCCGCAUAUAUAUAUGUAUGUAUGUAUAUAUAUGUGUGUGUAUAUAUACUGCUGUGUGUGUGUGCUGUGUGAUGUGUGUGUGACAGUGCUGGUAGUGUGCUAUGUGGGUGAGUGUUUUUUUGUGUGCGGGCUUGUGAGGGUGCUGUUUGUGUGUGCGCUUGUGAGGGUGCUGUUAAUGUACUGUGUGUGAGGGUGCUGUUUGUGUGUGAGGGUACUGGUAGUGUGCUGUGUGUGUGUUUGUUAGGGUCCUGUUUGUGUUUGUGAGGGUACUGUUAGUGUGCUGUGUGUGUGUGAGGGUGCUGUUUGUGUGCUGUGUGUAAGGGUGCUGUGUUUGUUUGUGAGGGUGCUGUAUGUGUGUGUGGGUGCUGUAUGUGUGUUUGUGCUGUAUGUGUGUGGGUGCUGUAUGUCUAUGGGUGCUGUAUGUGUGUUGGUGCUGUGUAUGUCUGUGGGUGCUGUAUGUGUGUAGGUGUUGUGUAUGUCUGUGGGUGCUGUAUGUCUGUGGGUGCUGUAUGUGUGUGUGUGCUGUGUAUGUCUGUGGGUGCUGUAUGUGUGUUGGCGCUGUGUAUGUCUGUGGGUGCUGUAUGUGUGUGGGUGCUGUAUGUGUGUAGGUGCUGUGUAUGUCUGUGGGUGCUGUAUGUGUGUAGGUGCUGUGUAUGUCUGUGGGUGAUGUAUGUGUGUUGGUGCUGUGUAUGUCUGUGGGUGCUGUAUGUGUGUAGGUGAUGUGUAUGUGUGUGGGUGCUGUAUGUGUGUAGGUGCUGUGUAUGUCUGUGGGUGCUAUAUGUGUGUUGGUGCUGUGUAUGUCUGUGGGUGCUGUGUCUGUGUAGGUGCUGUGUAUGUCUGUGAGUGCUGUAUGUGUGUUGGUGCUGUGUAUGUGUGUUGGUGCUGUGUAUGUCUGUGGGUGCUGUAUGUGUGUAGGUGCUGUAUAUAUCUGUGGGUGCUGUGUGCAUGGGUGCUGUGUGUGUGGGUGUUGUAUGUGUGUUAGUGCUGUGUAUAUGUGUGUGUGCUGUAUGUGUGUAGGUGCUGUGUAUGUAUGUGGGUGUUGUAUGUCUGUGGGUGCUGUGUGUGUGUAGGUGUUGUGUGCGUGGGUGCUGUAUGUGUUUAGGUGCUGUGUAUGUCUGUGGGUGUUGUAUGUGUGUUGGUGCUGUGUAUGUGUGUGUGUGCUGUAUGUGUGUAGGUGCUGUGUAUGUAUGUGGGUGUUGUAUGUGUGUACGUGCUGUGUAUGUAUGUGUGUGCUGUAUGUGUGUGUGUGCUGUAUGUGUGUAGGUGCUGUGUAUGUUUGUGGGUGCUGUAUGUGUGUAGGUGCUGUGUAUGUCUGUGGGUGCUGUAUGUGUGUGGGUGCUGUGUAUGUCUGUGGGUGCUGUGUAUGUCUGUGGGUGCUGUAUGUCUGUGGGUGCUGUAUGUGUGCUGUGUAUGUAUGGGUGCUAUGUGCGUGGGUGCUGUAUGUGUGUAGGUGCUGUGUAUGUGUGUGUGUGCUGUAUGUGUGUAGGUGCUGUGUAUGUAUGUGGGUGUUGUAUGUGUGUUGGUGCUGUGUAUGUCUGUGGGUGCUGUAUGUGUGUAGGUGCUGUGUAUGUCUGUGGGUGCUGUAUGUGUGUUGGUGUUGUGUAUGUCUCUGGGUGCUGUAUGUGUGUUGGUGCUGUGUAUGUCUGUGGGUGCUGUAUGUGUGUAGGUGCUGUGUAUGUCUGUGGGCGCUGUAUGUGUGUAGGUGCUGUGUACGUCUGUGGGUGCUGUAUGUGUGUAGGUGCUGUGUGUGUCUGUGGGUGUUGUAUGUGUGUUGGUGCUGUGUAUGUAUGUGUGUGUAUGCUGUAUGUGUGUGUGCUGUAUGUGUGGGGGUGGAGGUGGGGGUACAUUACUUGAUAGCCCCCCUCCCUUCUUACCUUUUGUAGGGAAGGGGGAUCCUUGUUGCUGCUGCUGCUGCUACCAUCCCUGGUGGUCCAGUGGAGAGUGAACUCUAGCCCCUGUGGGGCUAGAGUUCACUCUCGCAAGAUUUGAGCGUUGCCAUGGCAACGCUCAUAUCUCGCGAGAGGAACCCAGCAGAGCUGCCGGCAAGAGCUCCGCCGGUCCUCUCCUGCCUCCCUCCCUGCAUGUGGGUCGGUAGGGAGGGAGGCUGAGAGCAGAUCCUGAGAUCUCACCUGCUGGUCUCAAUAUACAUAGGCGUGCCGCGGGAAUAGGGUGUGCCCAGGCACACCCGGCACACCUUGUGCGCACGCCUAUGUCCAGCCUCUAGUGGUUGUCUCAUUGACAUCCGCUAGAGGCGCUUCCGCUCUUCUCACUGAUUUUCAUAGUGAGAAGACGCUGGAUGUCCAUAGGAAAGCAUUGAGCCCACUGGGCUCUUAAUCUGGCCCUGGGAUAUGUAUCAAGCUUAGGACAGCAGACACGACCUAUCUCAUCUAAGAGAGGGUAUAGGCGUUGAGGCGUUUGGCUGCCAAAUCCUCAAUAUUAAUUUUAAAUAUUCUUCAUGGAAUAGCCUUCCAGCUGAAGGUUAACACAGUAAGGGAGUUUAAGCAUGCGUGGGAUAGGCAUAAGGCUAUCCUAACUAUAAGAUAAGGCUAGGGACUAAUGAAAGUAUUUAGAAAAUUGGGCAGACUAGAUGGGCCGAAUGGUUCUUAUCUGCCGUCACAUUCCAUGUUUCUAUGUUGAUGGUCUGCGUGAUAUCUUGACAUUAGUAUAUACUGCAUGCAGGGACCACAACUGAUUGAUUCCACAUAAACGUGGAUUCAGGAGCCUUACCCUCUAACAGCUAAACUCCCCUUUAAUUAACUAAUUGUUCCGAUUCCAGAAAAAAAACAUCUUAAUAAAGUUUAAUAUGUUGCCGUUUUAAUCGGUUUAUUCAGCAAUUGUUUCAAGAUCCUUGCAGGUUUCCCCUCUGAUUUUUUUCUGGUAGAAAGCACAGUGUAACUGACCGUGACAUUAACUUAAGAAAAGAAAAAAAAGCGAUCUUUCAGAAGAAAUAUACUUUCAGUCAUCAGUAAUACGAAGGUUGGAAAAUGUGACAUUCAAGGUAAAACUUAUAUCAAAAGCCAGCUAAUGUAUGGUUUAUAGCAUGUCAGAUCGCGAUGUUACAAAUCAGCGUGAUACAUAGCCUCCGCAACAAGCUAUAAAAUCAUCCUUGGGGGAAAGAAUCAUACAUAAUUCAGUGAUUGUCAAGAGCUGGUGUCAUUUUUUUUUCACAGUUUUCUAUCAUUUGAGGAAAAAUAUGUAAAUGAGCCAAAUAUUUUAUAGAUGGCUAAAUCCUUGGGAAACUGAGAUAAGCAUUUGAAGGUAGAAUUUUAUGAAAAUAUAGUAUUUUUGGCUGAUAGCUGGUACUUUGUGCACUUUCUACAACUCCGAAAAUAUCCUAUUCAAAUUUAGCAAAUGUUACUGCUUUGAACAAUUUCAUGUCACAGUUUAAUCAGAACUGCCUACAGUUAGACACAUUGUCAGGAUCUCCCCGGCCGGCCCCUGCAGGCCAGCACUACCCGAGCGCCGGCCCCGCUGUGUGCCUCCAUGGGCCGGUGGGGAGAUCACAGAUCUCCCUUUACCGGCCCAGAGACACUUCCAGGCGGCUGCUUGCUGGGGAGAGAGGGAGGGAGGAGAGAGGACCCAGCGGAGCUCUAUCCAGCAGCUCCGCCGGGUCCUCUCGCGGGAUUCUGAGCGUUGCCGCGGUUACCACGGCAACGCUCAGAUCUCGCGAGAGUGAACUCUAACCCGCAGGUUAGAGUUCACUCUCACCUCUGGAGCACCAGGGAAGGCAGCAUGGUCCCUUCAAGGCUCCCCCUCCCAGGCAGAAUGGCUCCCCCCCUCCCAGGCUAAAGGUAAGAAGGGAGGGGGGGGAAACAUAACUUUUUUUUUAUUAUUAAUUAUAAUAAUAUUAUAAUUAUUAAUAAAAUAAAAAAUAUAUUUUUAAAAUAAUUUCCCUAACAGCCCCCCCAGACACACACAGCCCCCCCACCACAGACACACACAGCCCCCACAGACACACACACAGACACAGCACCCGACACACACAGCCCCCAGACACACACAGCCCCAGACACACACAGCCCCCACAGACACAGCACAGAGACACACACAGCACCCCCACACACAGCACCCACAGACACACACAGCCCAGACACACACAGCCCCCCACAGACACACACAGCACCCCACAGACACACACACACAGCCCCCAGACACACACAGCCCCCAGACACACACAGCCCCAGACACACACAGCACAGACACACAGCACCCCAGACACACACAGCACCCCCAGACACACACAGCCAUACACACCCAGACACACACAGCAUCCAUACACACACAGCACCCCACAGACACACACAGCGCACCCCCAGACACACACAACACCCUCAGACAGACAGCACCCUCACUCCCACACAUAUACAGCACAUAUAUUAUAUAAAAUAACCCUCAGUGAGUUAACAGACAAAUAAAAUUAGAAACCCAGAAUGUGACGGCAGAUAAAAACACCCUCACACACAGCACCCCUCUUACACAAACACACUGCGCACCUCACACAUACAAUACGUCCAAAUAUAUUUUAUUUAUUUAUAUUUUUAUAUAUAUAUAUAUAUAUAUACACAAAAAUGAAAACGGAGGAUGCACUUACAGGACUUGGUUAAAGUGAAAAAAAGGGACUUUUAAUUAUUCCAUGUGAAAUGUACAGAAAAUUUUUUUUUCCAUUCACAUGGAAUAAUUAAAAGUCCCUUUUUUUCACUUUAACCAAGUCCUGUGAGUGCAUGCUCAGUUUUGUUUGGGGUAUAGCACCCAGGCUAUUAGUUCUUUCUUAUUACUUAAAGGAGAGUGCCAAGCAUCCUUUUUUUUUUGCUAUAUAUAUAUAUACACACACACACUACAGCACCCCUCACACUGCACCACUACACACAUUACGCUCCAGAUACACGCUAGAUCCCUUACCCUAUAUGCACUCUUAAUCCUCUACACACACACACAAUCUUCUAUACACACUCUGGGUCCUUUACACACUAGAUCUCUUACACACACACUGCACCACCUACACACACACUACAUUCCUUGUAAGCAAACACAUACAACAUUCUCUAAACACACCCUCUCUACACACAGUAGUGUGUGUGUAUAAGUGACACACACUACGUCACCUAUACACACACACUACUGCCCGUAUGCACACACUCGCUACAUCCCCUAUAACACUAUGCCCCUAUACACGCACUCUCUACAGCCCCUAGCCACACAUAUUACACCACAAAAUUGACCUAUUUACACAAUACCACACCACACUCUACACACAGGCAAUCCCACAAGCAUGCGCCAAACACAUGCACCAUACACUUUCCUGGCCCUUUUGUCCUCUGGUAUCCCACUUGUGGAGACACCAGAGACAAUUUAAAAGCAAACACAGCGCAAGCAUGUUAUUACAUUUGCUUGCGCUGCGCAGAACAAAUACAGGGCCUUUUUCUAAUGCUAGAGCUAUUCAGUGGGGCUCUGCGCAUUGAACCAACAUGCUCACUUUCUCUGGCCCCGCCACCUUUUUGGGGGGCCGCUCUAAUUGAAAAAUGCCCGGGCCUAAUUUUUUUCCCAGUCCGGCCCUGCACAUUGUACAUCGACUUGGACACUUAAAGGGACACCAGAGGCACCAAAACAAAUUUAGGUUAAUGAAGCAGUUUUGGUGUAUAGAUAAUGCCCCUGUAUUCUCACUGCUCAAUUCUCUGCCAUUUCGAAGUUAAAUCACUUUGUUUAUACAGCCCUAGUCAAACGUACCUGCAUGUGACUUACACAGUCUUGGCAGCACAUCCAAUUGGCCUCACAAUCGCAGACCAUGUGUAACCACACCAGCCCAGGACCUCCACAUCCAGCAUCUUCACCUCCAAGAUCGUCUGAGACCAGCCACCCGGACAGCUGCUGCAACAAUCGGUUUGCAUAACCAAAGAAUUUCUGCACAAACUGUCAGAAACCGUCUCAGGAAAACUCUUCUGCAUGCUCGUCAUCCUCAUCGGGGUCUCGACCUGACUGCAGUUCAUCAUUGUAACCGACUUAAGUGGGCAAAUGCUUACAUUCGAUGGUGACUGACACUUUGGAGAGGUGUUCUCUUCACGGAUGAAUCCCAGUUCUCUCUGUACAGGGCAAAUGGCAGACAGCGUGUAUGGCAUUGUGUGGGUGAGUGGUUUGCUGAUGUCAACGUUGUGGAUCGAGUAGCCCAUGGUGGCGGUGGGGUUAUGGUAUGGGCAGGCGUAUGUUAUGGACAACAAACACAGGUACGUUUUAUUGAUGGCAUUUUGAAUGCACAAAGAUACCGUGACAAGAUCCUGAGGCCCAUUGUUGUGCCAUUCAUCCUCAACCAUCACCUCAUGUUGCCCCAUGUUGCAAGGAUCUGUACACAAUUCCUGGAAGCUGAAAACAUCCCAGUUCUUGCAUGGCCAGCAUACUCACCGGACAUGUCACCCAUUGAGCAUGUUUGGAAUGCUCUGGAUCGGCGUAUACGACAGCUUGUACAGGUCCUGCCAAUCUCCAGCAACUUUGCACAGCUAUUAAAGAGGAGUGGACCAACAUUCCACAGGCCACAAUCAACAACCUGAUCAACUCUAUGCGAAGGAGAUGUGUUGCACUGCGUGAGGCAACAGGUGGUCACACCAGAUACUGACUGGUUUUCAGACGCCCGCCCCCAACUCCCCCAGACUCCCCAAUACAGUAAAACUGCACAUUUUAGAUUGGCCUUUUACUGUGGCCAGCCUAAGGCACACCUGGGCAAUAAUCAUGCUGUCUAAUCAGCAUCUUGAUAUGCCACACCUGUGAGGUGGAUGGAUUAUCUCGGAAAGGAGAAGUGCUCACUAACACAGAUUUAGACAGAUGUGUGUAUAAUAUUUGAGAGAAAUAGGCCUUUUGUGUACAUCGAAAAAGUCUUAGAUCUUUGAGUUCAGCUCAUGAAAUAUGGGGACAAAAACGAAAGUGUUGCGUUUAUAAUUUUGUUCAGUGUAUAUAAAUAAAGCAAAUGGUAGAUAUUUAAAUUUACAUCAUAAUAUAUUUGCCAUUUGUCUUUAUUAUAUUAUUAAUAUCUUAGACAGUGAUGGAGUGUUAAGUGCAAUUACAGUGCAGUGACACGAAUUUUAACAAACAUCACCUGAUAUGCUUUGUAUAUAAUCUGCAUUUUGCACAGUAUCAUCAUUCCCAGUAAUACAACCAUAUAGAAUAUAUUGUCAUUGUCACCUAAUUGUCGUAUUGUUUUUCCUGUGAUGUCAUAUGCUUACACUCUGUUCUUUUAAAGGUUCAACUAAUUCAUUAUAACCAUGAGCUGUAUACGAAUGUAACAGAAGCAGCUAAAAGUCCAAAUGGAAUCGUCGUUAUUUCAAUAUUUAUAAAAGUAAGUGUAGAAUUUUUAAGAAAUAUAUUAUUUGAGUUAAUGUUAUUUCUGCUGCAAUUUAAUACACCUCUUGCAUGUACAUCAUCUUUUGAACAGUAAUAAAAAGCCCACAGUGGGAAAUUGUGAAAUUGUGGAAUUAUUACGCACAGAGGAAUUAGUAAGACAGGGCUUCCAAAUGUGGUUCAUUAAUGUGAACAGAUCACAAGUCAGACAGAGAAUGUGUUACAAAGAGUUUAUUGUGCAGGUAAACUGCAGCCAAUAGGAGACACAAUCUAUCCUUUGCUUCACUCUCAUUGGCUAACCAGUGUUCUAAUGUAUAGUAUCAUCAUGCAGGUAUAACCUCUGCUUUGCUUGUCUCUCAUUGGCUAUGUAGUGUAAUCAUCAUACAGAUAUAAUAUAUUUUUUUUGCUCUCUCAUUGGCUGCCUAGUGUCUUAAUUGACAAUGUUUUCAUGCAAGUAUACUCUAUGUUUUAAUUUAAAGUAUUGUCAUGCAGGUGUUAUCUGUGCUUUACCACUCUCUCAUUGGUUGCUUAGUGUCCUAAUUUACAAUAUUAUCCUGCAGGUAUAUAUUGUGUACUUUGCCUCUCUCUGUUUGGAAGCAUUAUGCAGUAAUUUAGAGCUUCACCAGGUAGACAGGUAGGCAGUUUGUAAAUUGAUUAGUUCAUGUUUGCAAUAUAAUAAUAUUUAAUUAAAGGCAUCCAGGGUUUAAUUCUGCAUGAGCUCAGGUAAACUACGAUAGAUUUAUAUCAAUGAUAUUAUUAUUUCAUGGAUGGUAUAAUAUGUAAUACUGUCACUGGUUUAACUAAUGCUUGUUUGGUUAUUUCUAUGUUGUCUCCAGGUAACGGAUUCAUCGAAUGCUUUCCUAAAUCGGAUGCUUAGCAGGGAUCCAAUCACUAGAAUAACAUUUAAAAGUAAGUAAGGAAGAUACCACAAAAUUAAAAUGUAUCUGAAGCUUGACUGACAAAGCCCUACAUUGUGUGAAUUGCUAAACCAGGCAUAGGCAUCAUUCGGCACUCCAGAUGUUUUGGACUACACCUUCCAUGAUGCUUUGCCAGCAUUAUGGAAGUAAGAGCAUUAUGGGGGAUGUAGUCUGCAGCAUCUGGAGUGCUGACGGUUGCCUGCUAGAGUCUUGGAAAAAUGGUGAACUUGGUGUAAUAUGUCAGUAGACGGUAAAGGGCUUGGUGCUCACACCAAAACGUUAACUCUAUCCUGGAGGCACUGUGGAGUGUAUAAAUUAUUCGGCAACUCAGACUAACAAGGUAAUUUAGUAAGAAAAUAUUUUAAGUGAAUUUCAAAUUUAAGGCCAAGGUAGCAGUCGCAAACAGUCAAGUGACUCUGGAAGGUGAUUGUGGAUAAACAUAUAAUAAGAUGACCGAUUUCAUUUUAAACAUUAAAUAAUGCACCAAGCAGAGUUCCACAUGGCUCCAGGAGAAGCACAUAAUAUCCAGUUAGAGAUGUAAUUGUGCUGUCUAAAUUCCUUGUUAUGGGGCCAGGGGGGCCAAUUGUGUGUAAAACAGGAGUCUUGCUAUUUUAUCGCCCAACACGUGUUGGCAGACCCCAACAUUUUAAUGGGGAUCAUGAAUACUUCACUAUACUACAUUAGUUGUGUUUGUUGACGUAACAUGUUUUUUUCAUAAUAUGUCCUCAGAUGAUGCCUAUUUACUGCAGGGGCUAAAUAUUGAGGAUCUGUACCCCGAAACCUCUAGCUUCAUUACAUACGAUGGAUCGUUGACUAUACCUCCUUGUUAUGAGACAGCAAGUUGGAUAAUAAUGAAUAAACCGAUCUACAUUACAAGGAUGCAGGUAAUUCACAUCCACUGAUUAUUUUAAAAGGAUACAUUCAUUUCCAAUCAUUUUAUUUGUAUCACCUAUGAAGCUGUAUAAAAAAGGUAACUGUCAAAGUACCGAAAUUUCAGCACCAAAGCAAGCGUUAACGUUCGGGGUAACAAAUGAGUGCAACAUUCUGAUUAAAAGAACACUCCAAUGAUCGAAAUAAAUACAUUUCAUUGUGAUGUUGGAGGGCUACUUUUUACCUGUAGAUUUCUAGACAACUCUCAAGUCUCCUAAAAAAAAGUUACUUACUCUCCUCGCCAAAACUCUGCUCCCUACCAAUCCAUUGCUUCUCAUAGGGAAGCAUUGUGAGGCAGAAUACAUGCACAGUAAUUGCCUCACUGCAGCAAACUGCUUCUCAUAGAGCAACACUGAAACCAAUACUUCUCUGGAAGCGGGGUGGAUGUCCUCACUUCCACCGUGAGUGAGCGUUUAAGGUAAAUGAGGUAGGAAAUUCUUCUUACUCUCUGAUUGAAAGCCAAAAAACUGCUACCACAGGUGCUGUAAAAGCACAAGGGCCAAAAGCACUUUAGCAAGAAAAACAAUUAGGUCCAAUCGUUGUCUAUGUGGCAGUUCGCUUUGUCCGAUUGCAAAAAUGGGUCUAAAUUCCUAAAAACAAAUGCAGUAAAAUAUUACACCGUCAUUACUUUAUGUGGAUGGCCUGCAGUGAGCUCAACUCUAACUUACAAAAUCUAGCCUAAACCAGCCACUCAGGAGAACAUUUUCACUUAACCUGGGUUUUUGGUAGUUUUCAAAGUUAUCAAAUAUAUACCAGCUCGUGGUUUGGGGUAAUUAAAGGGACAAUCAAGAUCCUAAAGUUUGCUCAAGCACUUUAUGUAUGAAGAACGUGUCCCCUUUUUAAUUUUCCAAAAACGUCUUGUUUUUUUCAGAAGUUGGCAAUUAUAAAUUAAGCUUGUUACAAUCCCCUGGUUGUCAGACAACUGUCCCUUUUACCUCCUGAUUUGUUUGGCUCAGUGGAGCAGGUAAUUUAGAAAUAUCUUUAUACGUUAUUAUUUUAGGUUGUUUUUGUAUUUCCGGUUGAUCUUUGACCUUUUUUUUUUCUUAAAUAAAUUAAAAAUUAAAUAAUAAAGAAUUGUAAAACAAAUAUAUAUAUAUAUAUUAUUCCAUCAAGUUCAAUCAAUUACAAAAAUAUCUCAGAUUAUUUCAAAGAAUAUAUAUUGUGUGUAUUUUGUCACAAUAACAUGUUAGGCUCUUGACAAAAAAUACAAAUGGCCAGUGCCUAAACUUUAAACAAAUUAAAAAAAUAAUCUUUAAAUAAAAGUGUUUAGCCACAACAUCAGGUGUCUUAUUGAUCUGGACAAGGCUAGAAACCCUAUUAAUAUUUCCAAGUCAGGAACUAGAGUUAUUACAUAAAGAUCGGAACCAACACAACACAAAUUGUAUAUAAGAUUUAAAGGCGAACUGUCAUUUUCCAGGAUUUAUAAUAUUGUGUUUAUGAAAUCCCUUAUUUUUAGCAAAUAUUUUUUUGUUUAAGGGACACUCCGGGCAAAAAUACAACUUUAACAGGUUUCGGCAUCAUUGUAAAAAGAAAAUAAAUAAAAAGUUUCAGCAUGGAAAAACUGUUAAGUAGCUUUCCAUAGUGCCCCCUAAAAUAUGGAAAAAUUAAAUUAAAUGUAGAAAUCUACACUUCCAUUCUGGAACUGGGAGCGUCCAUUUUGACUCCCAGUCAUCAUUGUAAUUGUUGCCCUUUUUCAUGCUUCUCUUUCCCUCCUCAUUUGCAUCCAGUCUGUGGUUGGACUGUACUGGAUGAUGUCAUGUCGCUUACUAAAAUUUUAUAUAUAAUGAAAAUGAUGUCAUUUUAUUUCCAUUGUCUGUCACUAAGCUUAAUGUGCCGCACAUUGUGAUAUUAUCCAUCCCUCAUCAACGUCCGACAUACAGGGAGCUGCUCAAGGUCACAGACCUGACAAUCAGAACUACGUGGAUUUGUAGUUUUGAGCGAUAGAUUUGGUGCUUUUCAUCAUUUUAGCUUUUACCUUUGAGAAAAAGCCAUUAUAGGUGAUUUUCAAAGUUUAUUCAAUGGUGUCCAGAGAAAUGACAGUUCUGCUUUGUGGAUCUACAAAACAUGGAUAAUCAUGUGUAGACCUACCUCGUUACACCAUCCAUCCCUUCACCACUGGAACCAGAGACAAACGAAAAUCUCACUAUAUUAUUUUUAAAUGAUAGUUCACAAACAAUAGUUGUCACUAUCUACAAUCUGGGGCCCUUGGCUUGAUAUCUGCUAAAUGACGGAAGGUAAAAGCUAAAAUGAUGAAAAUCUAUUGCUCAAAACUAUAAAUCCACGUAGUUCUGAUUGUCAGGUCUAUGACCUUGUGCAGCUCCCUGUAUGUCGGACGUUGAAGAGGGAUGGAUAACAUUACAAUUUUCGGCACAUUCUGUAUCCUUAGUGACAGACUAUGGAAAUAAAAUGGCAUUAUUUUCACCUUUAACAUAUCGCCAUGAAAGAGACAGAUUAACAGACAUCAAUUUUAUUGCUUAACCUCCAGAAUAAUAUUAUUUUUUUUAAAGUAAGAGUGUAUAGAAUGAUUUACUAGAGCAUAGGACUGUUGUAGUAAAUUUAUACUAAGAUGCUAUUUGCUGGAUGGUAAAUUUCUGCCAUUGGGCCUGAAAAAUAUAUUUUUUAACCAAAAGAGGAUUUGAACCAGCAAAAAAACAAAAAACAGCCAUGAUUCCACUCUAUAUUUUCUAGAUUAUAUUUUAGUUUGCCGUGUGUAAAAAAAUAAAACAUUUUUGGUUUUAUUACAUAAAUCCAAUUUCUGAUGGGUCCAGGUGUAAAGUCCACUUGAUGUACCUGGAUUAGCCUAGCAGGACAUUAUCCCCGGUGUGAAACCAUAGAGGAGAGUGGUGUGAUGUCCUGCUCCUUGUCUUUGUGUUGAAAGGAAUUUCAAACCAAAUGAAAAGAAAAUCAAAACAUAUCUAGUUUUCACUCCUGUGUUAGUGGGGGACUUUCCUCAGAUUUCAAUAAUAAUUUGGAGUGUGUGAAAAAUGCCCCCUCUUCUUCACCCCUUGUGUGUUGGGGUUGGAGGGUAAAAAGAUUCUGCUACCCCCUUCGUCUACUUUGAAUUCACUCUGAACUCUGACUUUCGAUGUGGCCGGGACUUGACAUUAGAAGCAGCGACCACAAAACACGACUCUGGAACUUAUGUGAGCAUGAUUAUAUUUUUUGCUUUAAAAACAGCUUAUGGCAGAUAUUUAGCGCCCACAAUGGAAACAUGCGCUAAUUUGGUGAAAUUUCAAAUAUAUUUGUCUGUUUCUCCUAUCAAGUGCACACACACGCAAAUCAAAAAAAGUCAUAUCGGUGCUUUAGACUGAAGUCUUCUAUUCGUUUCUAUUCGUGUUAUUGAUUGUGUAAUGUCAGAGAGUCAUCCUUACAAGAAUAUUGUUAUUUUUAUUCAUUUCUCAUUAUGUCAUAGAUAUAGAUAUGGCUGUUUUUAAAACCCCAUUAUUUUUCCUUGUAUUCAUUUAUUUUCUCAUUUCAUGUCCAAAAAGAAUAAAUAAAAGAUAAGUCCUGCAUAAAACCUACCCCACAAAUUGCUUUCGACUUACUUUCUCUUAGAAAAAUUUUUUUGUUUUGUUGUUGUGGCAAAUAAGAUCCGACUGACCAGAGUAGUCUGCCCAUUGUGAAAUUCUUCCCCUGUGUUAUCCUUCGAAUGAAGGGCUAUUCCUGGUAUCUACAUCAAAUUCUAUAUCACUGUUAGCCUUUACUGCUUCCUCUGAAUGUCCAUCCCAGGUAUCUACUACCCUUUCUGUAUCAUUAUCACUGUCUCUGCUGCAUGGCUGCUCUCAGUAUCUUAAUCUACCACCUUUUAGAUAUAUAGUAUAAAGAUACAACUUCUCAAGCGACUCUUGGCGCCAUAACUCUACCUACCUACCUACCUACCUACCUUUUGUCCACCCUAGAAACUUCUCCAAUCUUAUAUCCAUCCCAUGGAACUCUCCCUUUAAGCCAUCCUUCCAUUCUGCCGUUUGGAAUGCACGCUCUGUGUGCAACAUAACUAAAUCUACUUCUAUCCAUGACUUAUUCAUCUCACGCUCCCUUAACUUACUUGCUUUAACUGAGACUUGGCUCUCUCCUUCUGACACAGCUACCCCAGCCUCAUUAACCUAUGGUGGUCUACAGUUUACGUACAACCCAAGACGGUCUGACAGUAAAGGUGGCGGUGUAGGGUUUCUCCUUUUACCUCACUGCUCCUUCCCCUUUUGUCCCCUUUUGUUCUCUCUCUAUACUGCCUCUCUUGGCAAACUCAUUAAUUCAUAUGGAUUCCACUAACACCUGUACGCCAACGACACCUUGAUAUACCUCUCCUCCCCUGACGUCUCACCUGCUUUCCUACAGCGUGUCACCAAUUGCCUCUUUUCUAUCUCUGAUUGGAUGUCCUCCUGCUUUCUGAAAAUCAGUCUCUCUAAAACUUUGUUUAUUAUUUUGCCACCUCCUUCACUCUCCAUGCAGGUUGACAGUACCUAACUCACCCCAUCCUUUCAAGCUCGCUGUCUUGGUGUCAUUUUUGAUCCUGGCCCCACCUUUGCACCUCAUGUCCAGUCUAGUGCUAAAACGUGUCGAUUCCAGCUUAAAAACAUUGCCCGCAUUCGCCCUUUUCUUACGCAAGAUGCUGCCAAGGAGCUUGUUCAUGCUCCAGUAAUCUCUCACAUGGAUUACUGUAAUUCUCUCCUAGUUGGUCUUCCCAGAAGCCAUACUACCCCCCUACAAUCUGUGAUGAAUGCUGCUGCCAGUCUGAUCUUUCUCUCAUGUCGCUCCUCUAACUCCUCACCCCUCUGUCGAUCCUUACAAUGGCUUCCUGUACCCUACAGGUGUUAAUUUAAAAUACUUACUAAUGUUGUGGAGACAGGCUCAGGCACUGAGGGUAGUGGUGUUGUGGAGACAUUCAUAGGCACAAAGUGUAGUGGUGUUGUGGAGACAGGCUCAGGCACCGAGUGUAGUGGUAUUAUGGAGGCUUGGAGACUAUGGUGAGGCCUAAUAGAAAGCAGUUGUUGUUGGGGGAUUUUAUCAUAAGAGGUGUGGAGCUAGACAAUAGUGGUCUUGUGAGAUGUCUUCCCGGAGCUACUGCUCACAGAGAUAGGAGACGUAUUUGUAAUAUUGUUAAGUGAGCAAAGCAGGAAGGGGAAUUGGAUGUACGUGUCCAUCUAAGGACAAAUGACUUGGCUUGCAAUGAGGUUUCAGAGGUUAAGGACGUUUUUAGUGUUUUUGCCGAUGAUAUACGACAAGUUGCUUCCACAGUGUCAUUCUCUGAAGUUCUGCCUGUGCAUAACACUCAGAACGACAGGCGGAUGCAUAUUAGGGACUUUAACUUGUGGCAUGGUGAAUGGUGUCGGGAGCUAGGAUUUGGCUUCAUUUCUCAUGGUAGCUCUGUUUGGAAUGGAAAUAAACUGUACAAAAAAGAUGGUUUGCAUCUUUUUCAAAAGGGAACAAAUGUUCUCAGUGAGCAGUUUAGAGGUUUUGCUAGGAUGUAUUUAAACUAGGAGGGGGGGGGGGUAAAAGGGUGAUAAAACAUCCAUCCAAUUGCCCCCCAAAACAAGGACAGAAGGUGCCUGUAGCAAGUGUGUUAAAAAAUGAUAAGCUUAGAGUAAUGUCUACAAAUGCUCGCAGUUUAGAGUAUAAGAUCCAUGAACUUGUGGCAAUAAUGGCAACUGAUAAGAUUUAGUCACUGUUACUGAGACAUGGUAUAAUGAGAAAAAUGACUGGGACAUAGCAAUACCAGGGUACUCUUUAUAUAGAAAAGACAGGGAAGGCAAGAAAGUGGGAGGGGUGGCCCUGUAUGUGAAGGAUAGCAUAAAAUCUAGCCUAAUAAAAGUUAGCGAGGCAAACAUAGAGUCUGUUUGGGUUACGAAUUUGGUAAUCACACAGUAACUCGUGUAGGUGUGGAUUAUAGGCCCCAGGACAAAUAGAAGAGUUAGAUAAUCUAGUUGAGGAAAUUGCUAAAAUGACAAUGAAGGGGAAGUUGUCAUCAUGGGUGACUUUAAUCUCCCUGAUGUGAACUGUAAAAGCAAAAUAGCUGCUCGUGCCAGGAGCACACAUAUUCUAAACUCACUUCUGGAAUUGUCUCUGAAACAAGUCGUUGAGAAGCCAACUCGUAAGGAGGCCAUACUAGAUUUAGUGUUAACAAAUGGAGAUUUGGUAUCAGAUAUUACUGAUACCAAAGUUUAGGUGAAAGUUUAGGAUCCAAUGAUCAUCAGUCAGUGUGGUUUAAUAUAAGAACAGUGACUGAGUCACACCACACAAAAACAAAAGUUUUAGACUUUAGAAAAACAGACUUUUGUAAAAUUAGAAUAUGUGUAAAGGAGUCAUUAUCAGACUGGAGCAAUUUAAAUGGAGUCCAAGAGAAAUCUAAUUAUUUAAAAGUUGCACUGCUGAAGGCAACAGAAAAUUGCAUUAGUCUUGUCAGUAAAAGCAAAAAAUUUGAGAAACCACUGUGGUAGAGUGAGGAAGACAGAAUGAUCUAUAAGGUUAGGCAGAAAGAGGCUAAGCAAGUUAUAAGAGCUCCCAAAUCACACACAGAAGAAAAAAUAGCUCAGUCAGUAAAAAAAAGGGGACAAACAUUAUUUAGAUACAUAAAUGAGAAAAUGAAAGUAAAACAAGGAUUAGUUUGAUUAAAAACAAAAGAAGGAAGGUAUGUAGAUGUAACAGAUCACCUGGCACCCCGACUGGGUACCUCAGUUGAAGGAUGCUCCUAGCGCUUCCUGAGGGCUCCAAGCACUCCAGCAGACACCUCCAGGCACUGGACGACACUCGGUCCUGGGAACUCUGGAACCGAAUGGGGAAUUAGCUCUAGUCCUUACAAGGACAUUCCCCGUUAAAUCUCCUGUAAGCUGGAACAGCAGACACAGGAGCAAGCCUUCUUCCCUUGAAUCUUCUGCUAGCUGGAACAGCAGACACAGGAGCAAAUCUUCUUACCUCCAAUAACAGGACAACACACAGUUUUGUAGUGUAAACAGGAACAGACAGAGCUGGGGCUUUAUUGCUUCUUUUAUACACAUUUUUCCACAAGGUUACCACCCACGUGGACCUUGUGGAACAGCCAAUCAACAACGUACAAUACAGUCAGACACUCCCAGCUAAUGCACACAAACCCUUCCCUCUGCCUGUGAUAUAAUUACCUCAACACAAUGGACUAACAUAAUUACCACAGGCAGAAAAAUAUACUUUUUACAAUAUGCUAUUUUCUUUAACUUUAAAAUUACACAUCACAUUCGCAUAAGUUAUUUAGAAGUCUUAUUUGACCAACCGCAGCAUGGCUUUCCUGCCCAAAACAGUUCCAUAGAAAUAUCGUUCGAAUGCAGGAACGGGGCUGUUCGUGCAGAUCUGCAAUGUUAAUGUGGCGUUCGAAUAAUCGAAAGCUGUUCGACUCCAUUCGAAGUCCCAGAGAAGGUAAAACUGUAGCGGUGUUCGUGCCGUUGAGUAUCUGAUUUUAGUUCCAUGAACUCGACAGCAAAACACCACUGGCCGCAUUCGGCUGAAUUAAAAUGGCCACCACCGCGUGUUAGUUUGUCGAAUGGCGGGCACUUCGACUACUUCGGCACUUCGGCUGCAUCCGAAGUGCCAUAACAAAAGUACAAAUCCUUUUUCAUAGAAUUUACAGGGGCAGAAGCAGUGUAUUAAAAUCCCUUAAGUCCAAAUAAUGUUUUUAAACGGCAAUACACCCAGGGGCCAUAGUCACAUAGCAAGAGUCUGACAAACAGGCCCCUCCAAAAACCAGUGGUGAGGUCACUUUCGCCACAGUAGAAGAGGAUAAAGGUCUAGCUGCCUGCCUCAAUUAAUAUUUUUGUUCAGUAUUUACAGAUGAUCUUAGACAAAAAGGAAUUAUAAAUGAAAAUAAAACAUUUUAAACAAAAUACUACCAGUAGGUGCCACCAGUGGCAUAGGUAAUUUAUAUCGAAAAUAGAGUCUUAAUGUGUCUAAUUAUGAAUCUUAGCUUUUAAUAUAAUUAUACAUAAAAUAAAAAAUGUGAAGCAAGAUUUAUUAAAAUAGGGUAAGCAGUCAUUAUUCUGUCUGUGUGAUAACAGUACAAAUAGAGCUAAAGAGCAUUGGGCGGUCGUUAGUAUUACUUGCAAUUUAAAUCAAUUGUUCUAUUAUAGAUAGCAAGUAGGAAAUUCUAAAGUACUUUCUUGGUGUUUUUUAGAAGCAGAUGGACUGUGAUACUGUGCUGUUACUUUGGAUACAUUCCUCGUCGCUGUGUAUUCAGCCGUUAACAAAGUAGCAGUCUUAGAGUUAUUUCCUAUCUGUGAGGCAGGGUCUAGAUUGAUUGACCAUGAAUAACUGCACGUAGUGGUGCAGAUAGAUAAAAAUAAACGUAUAGGUUAAACGGGUUAUAUUCAUAGGAACAUGCCUGCUUUAAAUUUCUAAGCUUCUAUUAUAUAGCCUGUAUUGCAUUAAAUAAGAAAAAUAGAAGUCAGUUUGCAAAUCCUAUCUAUUAGAUAGUCUAAUGUGCCUCGGUGGCACCCCUAAGGCAAAAGCUCUAUAGUAGGAUUAUCUCAUGUGCCUUCGAGGGUACCCCUUAAGAAAAGACCUGUCUAUUCUGCCUUUAGCCCCCCAUUUGUAAUUGAGUAAUAAGUAAAUAGUAAAAUCUUGCGGCCUGCUCUAUCCCUAGAUGGACAGGAUGUCUAGAUGACAGGUAAGUGUUCUGACAGUAUAGAUCUCAGCAGUUGCCAGCUAGGUGUCUUGAGCCCCCAUUUACAGAAGAAAAUGAAGGAAAGGGGCUUCAGUUAGGAAAAGGGACAAAUGAGCCAUUUGUUACAUGUGAGUUUACAGAGGAAGAUGUUCUAUUUCAACUGUCAAAAGUAAAGACAAAUAAGUCAAUGGGACCUGAUGGAAUAUUGAUUUGUUUGAUUGGGUAACUAAAAUAAUAGAGCAGACAUUGCUUACCUAGAUUUCAGUAAGGAGUUUGAGACUGUUGCACAUAGAAGGCUUAUCAAUAAACUGCAAUCUUUAAAGGGCCACUAUAGUGCCAGGAAAACAAACUCAUUUUCCUGGCACUAUAGUGCCCUGAGGGUGCCCCCACCCUCAGGGUCCCACUCCCGCCAGGCUGAAGAGGGAGGAAGGGGGUUAAUCCCUUACCUUUUUUCCAGCGCCGGGCUCCCUCGGCGCUAGGACUCUCCUCCCUCUUCUGAUGUCAUCGGCUGAAUGCGCAUGCGCGGCAAUAGCAGCGCGCGCAUUCAGCCAGUCCAUAGGAAAGCAUUCUCAAUGCUUUCCUAUGGACGCUGGCGUCUUCUCACUGUGAAAAUCACAGUGAGAAGCACGGAAGCGCUUCUAGCGGCUCUCAAUGAGACAGCCACUAGAGGCUGGAUUAACCCAUAUGUAAACAUAGCAGUUUCUCUGAAACUGCUAUGUUUACAGCAGAAUGGGUUAAUCCUAGAUGGACCUGGCACCCAGACCACUUAAUUGAGCUGAAGUGGACUGGGUGCCUAUAGUGGUCCUUUAAAUUUGGAUUCGGUUGUAUAAGGAGAGGUAUUAGCAAUAGAAAGAGGGAAGUGCUCAUGCCAUUGUACAGAACACUGGUGAGACCUCACUUGGAGUAUUGUAUGCAGUACUGGAGACCGUAUCUUCAGAAGGAUAUUGAUACUUUAGAGAGAGUUCAGAGAAGGGCUACUAAACUGGUUCAUGGAUUGCAGGAUAAAACUUACCAGGAAAGGUUAAAGGAUCUUAACAUGUAUAGCUUGGAGGAAAGACGAGACAGGGGGGAUAUGAUAGAAACAUUUAAAUACAUAAAGGGAAUCAACACAGCAAAGGAGGAGACUAUAUUUAAAAGAAGAAAAACUACCACAACAAGAGGACAUAGUCUUAAAUUAGAGGGGCAAAGGUUUAAAAAUAAUAUCAGGAAGUAUUACUUUACUGAGAGGGUAGUGGAUGCAUGGAAUAGCCUUCCAGCUGAAGUGGUAGAGGUUAACACAGUAAAGGAGUUUAAGCAUGCAUGGGAUAGGCAUAAGGCUAUCCUAACUAUAAGAUAAGGCCAGGGAAAGUAUUUAGAAAAUUGUGCAGACUAGAUGGGCCGAAUGGUUCUUAUCUGCCGUCACAUUCUAUGUUUCUAUAAUCUACUCUAGCCCCUUUUAAAUUUCUUGAAUGAUCCAUAGGUAUGCCCCCUCUCGGUCUCUCUGCUCUCCUGUCUGCUGCUCGCACCCUUAGUGCAAAUUCACGCCUGCAAGACUUCUCACGGGCGGCUCCUUUCCGUUGGAACAGCCUGCCUACCCCUGUCAGACUCUCCCCUAGUCUUCAAUCCUUUAAGAAGUCCCUCAAAACCCAUCUUUUCAGGAUUGCUUAUGGCCUCCAAGAGUAACUUCUAUCUCUCAAACCUUCCUCUCGCUCUCUCCUACAGGGUCACACUCCACUCUUACCUCCAGUUCUGCUACUUUCCCACCAUGUCUAUCUGCUGUCUCCCUCAAUACCAUUCCUAUUCCUAAACUCGUUUGAGUAGGGUCCUCAUCUACAUAUUGUUUUUGUUACAUUUUGUUAUUGUCUCAUUUGGUAAAUUCCCCUCUUAUUGUAAAGCGCUCCAGAAUAAGCUGGCGCUAUAUAAAUAAUAACCAAUAAUAAUAAUAAUAACUACUACAGCGUACUGUUUGUGAUCUUCCCUAGUAUGGACCAUCCAUUGAGGUUGUGUUGAGCUGUGUUGCCCAGGUCUUAUUCACCCAACAUUAUUCUUUAUACCGCAUUGCAGGGCUGUGAGCUGGUUUCCAUUUAAAGUGUGUAACCAAUGUGUAUAAAGUACAGGAUAUGUUCAUGUAGACAAACAUUUGUUUUAUAUAUUAUUUUAUUUUUUUAUAUUUAAAAAUCACCUAGUCCUGUUUUUACAGCAGCUUUUUCAUUGGGGACAAUCUCUUUACCGAGUUGGUAAAAAUAUCUUUGUUACAAAACUGUUUUGACCAUCAUAUCCAAUCCCUGAUAUCCCCAGCAAUAAACGUGGUGUAUCGUAGACUACACAAUAAGUAACAAUUAUUAUUUUUUCUCUUUAUUUUGCAGAUGCAUUCUUUAAGAUUACUAAGUCAAAACCAACCGUCCCAGAUAUUUUCAAGCAUGAGUGAUAAUUUUAGACCAGUCCAACCACUAAAUAACCGCUGUAUCCGAACCAAUAUUAAUUUUAGCUUGCAAGGAAAAGACUGUCCGAAUAAUCGGGCGCAAAAACUCCAAUACAAAGGUAAGGAUCCACAGUUUAUCGACAUUGUAGCUAGGUACUAGGGGAAAGAAGAGAACGCAGAUAAGGACGGUGGAAGGAAAGAUAUGAUAUUUGGGGCUUCAAAGGUUUUCAACAUGGGACAGAAAAUAACAGUUGAGAAUAGAAUGAGGACAAUGCAGAGAACAUUAAAUAGAUUCUUACCAUGAAUAUUUCCAUCUUACGGCAGUCUUCUCUAUUGCUUUUGUAUUGGUUUGUCUCUACUGUACCUUUUAUCUCCCCCAAUUGUACAGCACUGCUGAAUAGGUUGCUAGUAAUAAUAAUAAUUCACAGUUGUAGCUGGGUAAUCAGAGGUGCCUCACUAUAAAAAUCUGCAGAUUUUCAGAAAACUGGAAACAUCUGUUGUUUAAAUCCUUUCUGUGCAUGUAAUAAACUUUAUUGGGUCGCUCUAAAAAUUGCUACAUAAGCUUCAGGGGUCUGACAAUCUCUGCUCGCCACCUCCACUGCCCAGCAGUGUAACUCCCACUAAUCACUGGAGAGCUUGAUGUUACUUAGGGCUUAGCUCAUUGGCUGAGAGCAUCAGGUUAUCACUCUCACACAAAAUAAUUUGAUUCCUUAAAAUGGGAUACCCAAUGCACUCCUUCCACCAUAAUCACUACAGAAGUGCUGUAGUGGUUAUAGUGCUCGGAGUGUUUGUUAAAUGCUGAAUUAAAAGAACAUUUUAUAUAAAGGGAUGGUGCCAGCAGGUGUAACUCCCACUAAUCACAAGCACACCUGGGCAUGCAUGUCCUAGUUCUGCCCAAGAUCAUGGUCCUCAGACUGCGCAGAGAUCUGUGUAUAUUUACCCGUUUAUUUCAUACAUGUACAAGAAAUUUGAUACAUAAAAUAAGAAAGCAGUGAUUGCCUAUUUUAUGUACUGUGACAAUAACAACAUGACGUGAUGUUUUUAUUUCCACACAGUGAAUGAAUGGCUUCUCAAGUGAUAUGUACAACGAAGGACGUCACCUGUAAAUGGGUGCCUUGGAUUGACAGAACCUAGAAUGCGCCAAUCUCCAUUCACUUUUCUGGACAUGUACUUUAUGCCCUGUAUGUGGUGCCCAUCAUCUCACAACAAAGGAACGUGUGCUGCAAGAGAAACAUUGUAACAAAGGGCCAGACAACUUGACUUGUUAAAUCUGUCCCAAAACAUGCAAGGGGGCAGUGAUUUAAACAUUUUUGCGAACUCUCAAGUUAUUGAGUGUAAGACUUUUCGGCCUCUGUACAAGUUGCAUUGUUUAUAUGAAUCGCUUCGGACUCUUUCCAGUCGGAUUCGUAACUUUGCCCUGCGUUUCCACGAGUUUCCCAUUUUGGGGGGGGUAAAAAAAACAAAACCUCUAUACGUAUUGGAAUAUCACAACAAAUAAUGAGAAAAUACUUAUUUCUAGUAUAUCAUACUGUUUAUUCCAUCACGCAAGAUGACGAGCGAUAUAUGUAUUGUGUAUAUAUAUACAGAUAUAUAGAUAUAUAUAUAUAUAAAAAUAUAUAUAUAUUAUGAAAGAAUUUAAAGGACGUACAUUCAUUUAUUUCUUUUCAACAGCACCCUGAAUGAAUAGCAAUUUUCUUAUUCACCCAAAAACAUCCCUUUCAUCACAGUUUGAUAAUUUAUACCCUAAAUCUACGUCAAACAUGUUUUAUUUUUCUGCUAUUCAGAUAUUUAUUUUCAUUUCAUUCUUGUUAUGGCUGUCUGAAUUCUUAAUAUGCAUAUUUAUUCUUCUUAAAUGUUUAGAGCAAUUGUAUAAUUCGGUCAAUAUUUUUUUUAUUUUAUUUAACAGGAUAC
Pelobates cultripes (western spadefoot toad) is the source of this 32801-nucleotide messenger RNA. NCBI's taxonomy places the organism in Eukaryota, Metazoa, Chordata, Amphibia, Anura, Pelobatidae. The record is from the annotation of a GenBank genome assembly.